GACUCACGCAGCCGGAGAUCUCGGAUUCAGGCCAAGUGGAAGGAGUGCUUCCGGGCAUGUGGUAUGGACUCAGGACUUUGAGGAACAACGAGCUUGACGACCUCCUGGCUUUCGGAUUUUGGCUGGACGGUGAAGACGACGACGAAUCUUGGAGUGUUUGCUCGUACACGUGGGAGACUACACCCACGAAGGACGUGAUUCCUCCAGGUGUCCCUCUGCCUCCUGGCCGGCGCUUACACGAGAAGCAUCUGCGGAAGAUGAACAAGUUUCUCGACGACGUGACGCUUUACCCCAAUGAGUUGCGCGAGAUCGUGCAAAAGAAGCGAACCAGGAAUCAGAAAGUGAAAGUUCCGUGCCUGCUUGAAAUUUACAUCUCCAGUCCAGAACGGUACUUUGCGAUGCAUUGCACUGACACUGGUCCUCCGGCAGUCUCUGCAGACCUCUGGGGCCUCGAGGGCAACGGAGAAGACAUCUACGAGCUGGAUGGAAAGCUCCGUACAGAUCCAGCAUCGCAGCGCCACUUGCAGCUGAUCAAGCAGGUGAUGCACUAUUGGCAGUCUUACGAUGGCUUCGCGCGUGUGGCGAUGAGCAUGGGCACCAAUCAGUUGAUCUUGGGCCUGUCAUACUAUGUGAUCGGCUACGUGUUGAUUUCCAAUAAGGCCAUCAUCGCCUGCUGGCUGGUGGUGCUCCUCUUCAUGGUCAUCGCGACUGCGUUGAUUCGUUUGGACAUGUCGCUCACGGGCUUUGAGUUCCGGGCGGCAAUGGUUUUGGUUUUCGCUGGGCCAGUCCUAACUGCCCUCGCGGCCCAGCAGUGGCGGCUGCACACGGUCAAGGGCUACGAGAUGGUGCACCUCUUGGCGCCGCUGCCCUAUGCGGCCGAAGCGGCCUGGCUCAUGCUGCUGCUGUACAUCAGCAAGGUCCAAGAACAGGAAGGUGGAGCGACGCUUCCCACCGGGUUCCGGUCAGUCAUGUACAUCGACGUCUUCGGCUGGAUCAAACGAGCUCGCGCUCAGAAAGAGGGCCAGGCCAGCCCCUGGGAGCCGCGGGUGUCCGAAGAGACACGCCGCCUCCCGUCUCCUGCAGAGGCUGCAGUGCCUCAGCCGGGACGAGGUCCAGCGCUGGAUGCUGUACACUACGAUGGCAGACUCUUGAAAGGCCCAGCUCCGCGGCGGCCAGAGCUGCUGCCAGGUGCUGCCAAGCCUCCUCCAGAGACCUUGGCCACUAAAGAAAUGUUCGAUCCGACAACUUUUGUCCCGAGGGAGAAGGAUGGACAGCACGCGAAUCACGCAGAGGACAUCCACCCUUACCUCAAGCCGGGUGUAGUGCCCUGGCGAAUCUUCUGCUCAGCGACCACGUUGCUCCUGGUCCUCUGGUGGAUCUCCGGAGUGCUUGUCCUGCUUCAGUCUUCUGGAUGGUCUGCGCUGCGCGUCUCGCCGCUUCUCCAUGACUCGGAGGAGGGGCCUGCGCCAAUCGAGCAAACGCAGACCGCGUCCUUUCUGCUGGAGGAGGUCACAAUCCAGCCAAAUCCCAUUGCUGAGUCUUUGCGUGGAGAGCACGUCGCCACGUUCUGGCCUCCAGGAGCCUCUCCGAGGCACCUCUCCUGUGCAUCGGCAGAUGGAGCCGUGCGCUUCGCCGCCAGCAGCCGUUUCGGCCUUUUCGAGGCAACGCUUAACACUGGCCUGAAGAGCAAUGCCAGCAGCCCCGGCAACUCCAGUGCCGAAUUCCAUUUUGCUCCUGUCUGUGAUGAUUUGGAAGCCUUGGCAGCAGAUUGGUCGGUGAGGGUAGAUGCUCUUAGCCGGGUUCCACUGCGUCAGUUCUUGUGCUGGGUCUCUGCAUCCGAGGAAGGUGAGGCGCUCCAGGAGACGGGGUAUGACCUCAGCCUCUUAUGCAGUGGCCACGACUGCCACGCGCAGGUGCUGCACCGCCAAGGCCAGCGCCUGGCGAGUUGUGCACUGGGCGCUGCGGCUCGGGCUCCGGAGGCUGUGAUGUCACUGGGUGACACCUGGCUGGGCCAGGGAGAUGCAGCCCGCGACGAGUCCCAGGAGGAGGUUUCAUCCCUCGCCAUGAUGGAUCGCUGCAUUAGCGGUUCAGAGCGUUGCGCCUACGCAGAGACCACGGGUGGUCGUCUAGUGGAGCUCAAGUCUGGACUGGUGCAAGGCUCUGUGGACUGGUUGCCGACCCGAGUCCUUUUAGCAGAUGUUGGUCGUGCAGCGAUGCGGAAAGGCGCCGCUCUCCACACGCUUGGCGACCGCUAUUUGGCAAUGUUGGUGACUGGAGGGAGGGAGCUGCGCGUCUUCGACCUCCGCCAGUCAGGCAAGAUGGUGCAGAGAUAUCCUCUGCCAGCGCAGAAGCAGUGGAGCUCCAUGUGCAGUGCGGGCAGCAACCUCUAUCUGCUAUCAGAGGACCGGGCAGAGGCCGCGCAGAUCUUCCGCUUCCCGCUACCGCAGUCCUUACUGCCUCCUGCACAAACGAAGCCAGCUGUGCUUUCGGAGAAGGUCAAAGCUGCACCGACGCCGGCGCAGCCUCCAAUGACCUUGGCAUCCGCGUACGCGCAGCCCAAGAAGGAGCUAUUGGAGAAUGCCAAAACAAGCGAUGUGUUCGGUGCAACCUGGCUGACAUCUGUGAAGGAUAUGAAGAUGUCGGGCUUAGAUAUUCCCGAGCAUGGGUGA
Symbiodinium sp. CCMP2456 is the source of this 2669-nucleotide messenger RNA. The record is from the annotation of a GenBank genome assembly. Lineage: Eukaryota; Dinophyceae; Suessiales; Symbiodiniaceae.